This is a messenger RNA of Daucus carota subsp. sativus, 1393 nucleotides long. RefSeq lists its product as uncharacterized. Lineage: Eukaryota; Viridiplantae; Streptophyta; Magnoliopsida; Apiales; Apiaceae. The transcript is spliced from 4 exons. The record is from RefSeq and is a predicted model, not a curated record. The coding region runs from base 93 to 1166 and encodes 357 amino acids.
GUGGGAGUAGUAUAAAUAACAUGCUUCAUUGAGUAUCACACUCAUCAAGUAUUCUGCUUUCUCUUCAUUUGCACCCUUGAGACUGAAUCACUAUGGCCGAAUUUUACAUGUUGAUGGAUGACCAACACUUACGGAAGCUUGCACUCCUUCUGAGGAACCAAGAAGAGCCGCUGAGUCUGAGCAUCAAUUCCGAACCUGAUCGCAACAAAUUCCUCCAAGAAUGCAACGAUGCUUAUGAUACUGUGAUCGCACUGCUCGAUGACUGCAUUCAGUUGGGCAAGAAGCAUGACGCGUGGAGGGGCAAGCACAGCCAUAAGGCGCACAUUGCCAAAGACAUGCUGGACUAUGUCAAGUAUGGACUCAACUUGGGAAUGCAGUGUGUCCAGAAUUGCGGUAUGCGUUGGACCAUCGUCGAAAAAAUGAAGACCCACUUCGACAAGCUGGUUGCCGAACUUAACGUGACCGAAUCCAGAGACAGGAAAGAUUUCGCUAGUUUGGCUGAGGAAGUGGCGUUUUACAAGACUUCUAUGUGGGAGUAUGCAACCAAGUUGCGAAGUCCAGAAGCCCGUGCUCAAUCCAAGGCUUAUUCCGAUGUACUCAAGCUGGAGGGCGUUCAGUUUCCAUCCCUUGUUGCCGCGCACAAGAACAAGCUUGGAUAUACGGAUGAAUUCGAGCUUUUGGGAGAUGACCAGAAGCUUGAGGUGUACAAUAACAUAAUCGAGGAAUCAGGGCGUGCAAAGAUGCCAGUGAUUUACAAGAUAAAAGGGCAGCCUUGGUACAAAACAAGCGGUGGGAUUGCAGUGAUGGCGUUCACUGCAGGCAUGAUGACCUGGGAUAUCUUCACCGCUGAGCACAAGCUGGAGUCCGCACUGAACAACGGCGUGUCACUGCUGUCAGCAGCGGUGUCUUAUGCAAUAGAAGUCUCUUUUACUUCGGCAGUGGGAGCCGUGGUAGCAGAAUCAGAAGUGGGCCUUCUCGUGGUUUCCGCGGCUGGGUUCGUGGUGGGUGCUUUGGUUGGCAUUCUGUUUGCUGCAGCCACUGGUGCGAUUAUUGCAGCUAUAUUAAGCUCUGGUGGUAGCGUGCCGCAAAACGUAGAAGACCUCAAAUUUUAUUCAGUGACCAUGCCGAAUGGCAUGGCCCUUGCUAAUGAGAUCGCACACACUUGAAGAGGAUAUAUCGUCUUGCUGUGGAAGGAUCACUGAUGAUCAAUAAUACACUUACGUAAUUCGCUCAAGUCUCAUUUUCUGUAUGUCACAAAUAAAAUGAAUGCCAAGAGGAUCCCUGCGACCCCUUGUCGUUCGCUUCUAAAUGUCUGUUUUCCUGGAUAAUUUUCAUUACCAGCAGUAAUAAUAUUUGGAGACUAUUGAGUGGGAUUAAAUUAUUCACAUGCAAA